AUGGCCGGCAAAAAAGGCAAGGAGGAGAGCAAGGAAGCGAAAGCCGAUGCCAAAGGGGGCAAAGGGAAGGAGUCGGCCAAGGGCAAAGGGAAGAAGGGGAAGAAGGAUGAGGUCGAUGAGCCGGAGGAGGCGUCGGACACCGAGCUGACGAAGGGCGAUGCCGCGGAGGGGGAUGAAGGAGAGGCAGAGGCGGCGCCGGAGGAAGUGGCCGAGGAAGCAGUGGAGGAAGUGGAGGAGGACCCGAAAAAGAAGAAAGGGAAGGACAAAAAGGGAGCAGCUGCCAAAGCUGGCGGCAAGAAGGUGGGCAAGGGGAAGAAGGGGCAGGUGGAAGAGGAGGGCAAGGAGGGGGCCAAGCCAGAAGAUGACUCCGAUAAGAAGACGAAGAAGAAAGGUGCCUCCCAGCCGGCCGAUGCCAAGGGGAAGAAGGGGGCCAAGAAAGGUUUCGGCAAAGGCCAGCUGAAAGGGGCUGGCAAGGGGGCGAAGGAGGAGGCCGCGCCGGCGAAGGAGGAGGCUGAGCCAGCCCAGGAGGAGGCCGCGCUGAAGCCGAAGAGGAGCCUGAAAAGCACGUCCAAGCUCUUCCUGGGUUUCAAGAAGAAGGGGCCGAAGCCCUCCAAGAAGGGCCAGUUCAAAAACGCCUCCCGGUUCUUCUGGGGGCUGAACAAAAGCAGCACGAAGAAGAGGAGGAAGGCCAAGAACAAGGCGGUGCUGAAAUCCACCUCCAACCUGAUGGUGCGUUUUAAGGGCCUGGGGAAGAAGCAGAAAGAAGAACCUGGCAGCAGCCCAAAGAAACCUUCCUACCUGCUGAUUAAGCUGGGAGGGAAAGCUGAGGAGGGCGCCGGGUCCUCUGGCAGCCCGCUCCCUCCUGCAACAAAGGAGAAAUUCAAGCCCCGAGCUCAGAUCCUGAGCAAAGUGUCCGCCGCCACUAGCUGGCUGACCAGAAAGUUCCUCUUCAAGCAGGACGACCGGCUUUCCUACCAGGAGAGGUCCGCCAAGCAGCUCCGCCUGUCUCGCAUCGGAGCCAAGAAGCUCCCCAUCACCUCCGAAGAAGAGCUCGCGAGGCACCGGGCCAGCCUGCACAGUUUUUUGGGAGGGCAGAGUCUCUCCGGGCCCGGGGGAGAGCACUACGGUCACCAGCCAGGUUUGGGACAAGGCGGGCUCGGCCGGCCGCCCUCCAAGCACUACAUGCAUUGCGGGGCGAGCGGGUAUGAGGACUUCCCAGAGCCCUCGCCAUACCACGGCUACCGCCAAGGAGCAGGCGGCUCCUACAGCCCCCCGGUGCCGUAUGGCUACCCGGAGGAGGAGAGCUACUUCCAGGCACCGGGCAGCUAUGGGGACAGGUAUGGAGGGGCCUCGAAUUUUGAGACCUACCCAGAUGAGGAGGUGGAAGACGAGUACGGGCUGUGCCCGCAAGGCGGGGAGUAUUACAACGACCCCCUGCAGAACCAGUAUGGCUAUGACGAGUAUGAAGACCAGAGCGCCCCGGCCCCGGCCCGCUACUCCCUGUACGAGCCCUACGACCACGACGGGGGCGACGUGGACUACUACGAGGACCAGACGGGGCUGGACGGCUACUACGAGGACCAGUACGGUGCCCCCAGCGGGCUUUACAGCCCAGGGGCCGAGGAAGCGGGGUACCCGGACGACGACUACCCUCCGCGUGAAAUGGGUUACGAUGACUACGCGUGGGCGCCUCACGCUCAGGCUUCCUACAACCCUUACGCCUACCCCUUGGACGACAUCCUGGAGAUGGAGGAGCUGGAGGAGGCGGAGAACGGGAACGGGGAUUAUCCCUUCUUCGAUGAGCAGGGCCCCGAGGACGCGCUGCCCUCCCGGCUGCCGUUGAACAGGCAGCUCCGGCUCUUCCCCAGGCCGCAGGUGAAGCUGUUUGGCCAAGACAAGCUGGACGUCACCCUCCCUCCAUCCCCGCACCUGCAGCAAGAGGAGGACACCUACAACCCCUAUGAGCCGCGUGCCUCACCGUUUGGCCCGUUCGGGGGCCAACCGGGCAGCUUGCAGGGCAUGCAGGCUCCCGACACGCCGGCCAGGCAAUACGGGAGCAGCCCCCUGGGCCAAUUCUUACUGAAGUCCCUCUCCCAGCCGAAACCCAUCCUAAAGCACCGGGCGCCUGAGGCGAAGGAGAGGCCCCCCACGCCAGCUCCCUUCCGGCGGGUGGUCUCCUCACUGUUUGCUCAGAGGCAGGCGCCGUCCCCGCAACCCUCGGCCAGACCGAGCACCACGUCUUCCCCCAAGCCAGGCCGGUCGCCGUUGGCUCAGCUCUCGGUGAGGCGGUUCGACAUCCCCCAGGACGACCCGCCGUCCCCGCGCCGGGAGCCGGCCUACAAGCGGUUUGGCCACAAACUGGCCGGCAUGGGGGCCCUGGACCCGCCGCUGAGAAAAUUUGGGCACAGCAAUAAUAACAACUCCCAGCGGCUUUCCCCGCAGCCUGCCCGGCAGAGCGAGGCACGCUCCCCAUCGCCAGAGUCCAGCUCCAGGACGCAGCCGGGACCCCGCGGCCCCCCUCCAUCCCUGCGCUCCCUUGUGUGGACCGCGGGCUCCUCUGCUGCCCCUUCUCCCUCGUUGAGUGGGGCAAUGCCGAUGGGGGCCAGAGACAGGGCGUCCUCCUUCUGCGCCUUGUGGGGGCCCAACCCCACCGGCACCGGGCCCCCGGCACGGAGAGACUCCACCUUCCCGUCCGCGUCAGCUCAUGACCGUUUCAUGAGCCAGCGCGUCUCCUCCCCGCGGCCCGCGCCGAGGCAUGCCAGCAGCCUGCGGCGCAACGGGCAGGCGCCACUCAAAACCGGCUUGCUGCGUUUCGCCGCGGACGCGCUCAGCUCGGGCUUCCCGGUUGCCUCCGCUCCGUCUCUCCUGCGCCAACGGCAGUCCGGGUCCUUUCCUGCCGCGGGAAGGAGCAUGAGCCACGCGUCGCUGCUCCCCCAAGCGUGGAACAGGCAGACGGAGCCCCCCACCAAGGCGGUGAAGCCCGUCAUAAGGAGCCAGUUCAUGAAGCAGCUGGGCCGCCCGCCCGGCUCCCUGUCUCCCCGGGAGCUUGGCAGGACCCCCUCCCCGCAGAUGCUGGCGGGUCAAGGCGGCCGGCACGUUACCAUCCAGGAGGCUCCCAAGUCGGCCCACGCGUGGGUGCCCGCCGUCCUGGAAGACUACGGGCCCACCGGCAGCAAGGCCUCCGUGAGGGAUGGAGAGGUGGUCCCGAGGGCCUGGGACGUGCUGCGGGCGGCCGACGCGGACCCCACCACGCACAACCCCUUUCUGCAGCAGGACGGGCAGCCCCGGGUGAGCCGGGGUGCAGAGCCCAGCGGCUCGGCAGGCAGCGGGAACCCCUUCGUGAAGCGGUUUGGGCAGCUGAGUGCCAGCUCCCCUCGGCACUUGAGGUGUCCCCCCGCACAGGGACCCUCUCAGAAGCCAGCGUCCCCCACACCAUCGCCCAGGCACGGUCAAGCCUUCAGUUGGGCCCCCUCCGUGCCAGAGGACUACGAGCCGCCGGGCGUGUACGUGAACGAGGACCUGCUGACGGACGAGGGCGCGGGGCGGUACGCGGUGGUGACGCCGCAGAUCCAGCGGCUGAGCUCCUUCCAGCGGGUGUCUCACCGCUACAAGCAGCACUGGUCCAACCAGCACACGGUGCACAUCCGCGAGAUGCCCAGCGUCUGGUGCUCGGAGAGCGGCGUCCGCCACCUGCCCGGCGAGACCCGCCGGUGGGCCAGCCAGCGAGGAGGAGGAGGAGGAGGAGGAAGGGGUGGCCGAGGGGGCACCGCAUCUGGACACCUGACUCGCCAUGCCUCGCUGCCCGCUCGGAGAGAUGGAAGCCGCUGGCCCAUGGUCAUUGGGGGCAAGAGGCUGGCCUGGGCCAAGAAGAUGCACGCUAUCCGCCACCUGCCCUACCUGUUCCGGGAGUGCCGGGAAGAGGAUGGUGUGGAGGACAUGACACAGCUGGAGGACCUGCAGGAGUUCGUGGUGCUGUAUAACAUCAGGAAGAGGUUUGAGCACGAGCUGAUCUACACCUAUAUUGGAAGCAUCUUGGUGUCCGUGAACCCCUACAAGAUGUACAACAUCUACGGGACAGACCAGGUGCUGCAGUAUGAAGGGAAGGCACUGGGCGAGAACCCGCCGCAUCUCUUUGCUAUUGCAAACGUCGCCUACAGCAAAGUGAUGGAUGCCAAACGCAACCAGUGUAUUAUCAUCAGUGGUGAAAGUGGCUCGGGCAAAACAGAAGCCACCAAGCUGAUCCUGCGUUACCUGGCUGCGGUCAACAAGAAGCGCAGCGCAACACAGCAGAUCCUGGAAGCGACGCCCUUGCUGGAAUCCUUCGGAAAUGCCAAAACCGUGAGGAACGACAACUCCAGCAGGUUUGGGAAAUUUGUGGAAAUCUUUCUGGAGGACGGCUUUAUCUGUGGUGCCAUAACCUCGCAGUACCUUCUUGAGAAAUCAAGGAUUGUGUUUCAGGCCAAAGACGAAAGGAACUAUCACAUAUUCUACGAGAUGCUGGCCGGCCUUCCUUCCCAGCAGAAGCAGCGAUUCUUCCUGCAGGAAGCAGAAACGUACUACUAUCUGAACCAGGGAGGUAACUGCGAGAUCUCCGGCAAGAACGAUGCCGAGGAUUUCCGGCGGUUGGUGACGUCCAUGGAGAACCUGAACUUCAGCAUCGAGGACCAGAACAGCAUCUUCCGCAUCCUGUCUUCCAUCCUCCACCUGGGGAACGUCUACUUUGAGAAAUACGAGACGGACUGCCAGGAGGUCGCGUCGGUCGUGAGCGCGAAGGAGAUCCUCACAGUGGCCGAGCUGCUGCAAGUCUCGCCGGAGGGGUUGGAAAGAGCCAUCACCUUCAAAGUGACGGAGACGCUGAGGGAGAAGAUUUACACCCCGCUCACUGUUGAAAGUGCUGUUGAUGCCAGAGACGCCAUUGCCAAGAUAUUGUACUCCCUGCUCUUCAGCUGGCUUACAGACAGGACCAACAAGCUGGUCUACCCCAAGCAGGAGGCUCUCUCCAUUGCCAUCCUGGAUAUCUACGGGUUUGAGGAUCUCAACUUCAACAGCUUCGAGCAGCUGUGCAUCAAUUAUGCAAACGAGUAUCUGCAGUUCUUCUUCAACAAGAUCGUCUUCAAGGAGGAGCAGGAGGAGUAUAUCCGGGAGCAGCUGGAGUGGAGGGAGAUCUCCUUCAAUGACAACCAGCCCUGCAUUGACCUCAUCGCCCAGAAGCCCCACGGGAUUCUCCGGAUCCUGGAUGACCAGUGCUCUUUCCCUCAGUCCACAGACCACACCUUCCUCCAGAAGUGUCACUACCACCACGGCUCCAAUGACUUGUACAUCAAGCCAAAGAUGCCUCUCCCUGAAUUCACCAUCCGACACUACGCUGGCAAAGUAACGUACCAGGUGCACAAGUUCCUGGAUAAAAACUACGAUCACGUUCGCCAGGAAGUCCUGGACCUUUUCAUCAACAGCAGAACCAAAGUGGUGGCCAACCUGUUCUUCGGCUAUGCCCAGCUGCUGGCGCAGCAGCAGACAGUGGUGGGGAAGAACAGCACAGUCACGCGGCGCUAUAAGGCCCCGACGGUGGCGGCAAAGUUCCAGCAGUCGCUCCUGCACCUGGUGGAGAAGAUGGAGAGGUGCAACCCUUUCUUCAUCCGCUGCAUCAAGCCCAAUGACAAGAAGGAGCCAGGGCUCUUCGAGGCAGACAUCGUCAGCAGCCAGCUGCGGUACUCUGGGCUCCUGGAGACCAUUCGCAUCCGCAAAGAGGGCUUCCCGGUCCGCAUCCCCUUCCAGGUCUUCAUCCAGAGGUACCGGUGCCUCCUGGAAGUCCCACACAACAUCACUCCCCACGGGGCCAACUGCGUGGAAAUGCUGAGGCAGCUGUGUGCCCUGCGCCCCAGCAUGUACUGCAUCGGCAUCAGCAAGCUGUUCAUGAAGGAGCACCUGUACCAGGAGCUGGAGAGCAAGCGGGACCGGGCCCACCACCUGGCAGCCCUCACGCUGCAGCGCUAUGCCCGCACCUUCUUCCUCAAGAAGCGCUUCUACUCCCUGCGCCGCAAGAUCAUCCUCAUCCAGAGUCGCUCCCGGGGCUACCUUGCCAGGCAGAGGUACAGGCGGCUGCGGAGGACGCUCAUCAAAUUCAGGGCUCUGGUGAACGUGUACGUGAACCGGAAGAGGUAUCUCAGGAGGAAGGAGGAGGCACGCAGGCGGGCAGAGGAAGAGAGGAGAAGGGCUCAGCAGGAGCUGACCAAGAGGGAGGUGAUGGAUGUGUCACGCCUGGAAGUCCCCAUCGACCUGGUGAGGCUACUGGAGGGGGCAGCCUACAGGCAGGUACAUGCCAUGUGCAUCGCUCUGUGCUCCGCUCCCAGGAUGCAGCCGGACUCCCAGCCCACUCUGCCACUCGACAUCAACAACUACCCCAUGGCCAAGUACGUGCAGGCCCACUUCCAGAUGCCCCUGUUUGGGAUGCUCACGGUCCCACUGCCGGCCCCUCUCACCCGCGUGGAGGAGGAGCUGAAGCAAGAAGCGCUCAGCCUGUUCAAGCUGAUUCUGCGCUUCAUGGGCGACCCGUACCUCAACGGCCCGCGGGAGAACCUGUUUGGGAACUACAUCGUGCAGAAGGGGCUCUCGACACCGGGGCUGCGGGAUGAGAUCCUGGUGCAGAUUGCCAACCAGGUCUGGCGCAAUACCAACAUCAACAACGAGGAGCGUGGCUGGCUCCUCCUGGCCGCCUGCCUCAGCUGCUUCAUGCCUUCCGCCCGCCUGGAGAAAUACCUGCUCAAGUUCGUGUCCGACUACGCCUUCAAUGGCUAUAAGUACGUGUGCCAGCACAAGAUCCUGCAGGCCAUGCUGAAAUCCCAGUUUGGGCCCGAGGUGGCCCGGGCUUACCCCCCAUCGCUGCUGGAGUGGACGACCAACCGGCAGAGAGCCAACAUGGCCUUGGACAUCUACUGCUUCAAUGGUGACCAGUUCUCCUGCCCCAUCCACUCCUGGAGCACCGGGGAGAGCGUGGCCGCGGACCUGCUCAAGUCCAGGGGGAUAACAGAAGGCUGGCGGGGCUGGUCCGUCACCAUGAAGGACGGGACCCAGUGGGCUGAGCUGGCCGGCCACGACUACGUCCUGGACCUGAUUUCCGACCUGGAGCUGCUCCACGGCUUCCCCAAGCAGAAGUCAUAUUUCCUCAUCGCCUCAGAGGGGCUGGACCAGAGCCGGGGGGCCCCCUGGGCGGUGUUUGGCCAGGGCAUGGAGUCUGAUGAGGAAGUCCCUCCGCCCCCGGCCACCAAGGCACCCACUGAGCCUCCCAGCGUGGUGGACUCGGAUGGGUAUCACAGUCAGGGCUCCAGCUCCAGGUCGCCGGUGCCUGACACCGUACAGAAAGCAGAGUCUGAUGCCUCCAGCGAACCGCGAAUGCAGAAGGGCUUGGAUCACUACCUGGACAGCCUGUUUGACCCCGUCCUGUCCUACGGGAAUGGGGAGCUGGAGAAGCCGGCCGUCAUGUCCCAGAGGAUGAAGGGCGGCCGUGGGGUAGGAGGUAGGGGCAGCGACAGCAACCUGCAGCAGAGCGGUGCCAGGGCCCCCACGCAGAUGCCUCCGCGGCCUGGUGUGGAGCAGACCUGGACGGCACAGCAAGGGGCUCACCGGGAGACAGCCGGGCUCCUGACUCGUCCGAUGGGCAGGCCAGCAAUGGCUCUGCAGCAGCAAGCCAUCUACAGGCUGUCCAGCCCCGGCCCCAGGCCUGGCCUGGCACCGCCGUUCCAGAGGAGGGGGGUGAAUGGGCCGCCCGGCAGGACCGCAGCCGCUCCUGGCCCCAUGCAGGAGAGACCCUUACGGAGAGCCGCAUCUCCACCCCCCCGGCGCUGGUCCGGCGAGCUGGUGCGGCACAGCAGGCUCAACUCGGAGCACUUCCCCGAGCCCACGCGCAACAUCAGGAACAUCAUCCGGCAGUACCAGCAGCCCACCCGGCUCUCGGAGCCCCUCAGGAAGGAGGGUGGGAAGGUCUUCGUGAAGAAGAUGGAUCCCCACGAGGAAGCCAUGAUGAUCCUGAAGAGGCAGAUGGCCGUCGCACCACCGCCACCCUCUCUGAUGCCCAAGGAAACGGUGGCCAUGGUGAAACCUGUGACCAAGAGGCCUCCCCGGGUGACGCUGGCCCCUUCCCGGAGCCCUGUCCGUGUGGCGAUGCCAGUCAUAGUGUCCCGGGACCUGCCAGCCCAGGAGGAGCAGAUCCAGACCCAGCUGCACCGGCGCUUCAGCGAGGAGUUCUACACCUACUGCAAUGUGCCCUGGAAGAUCUACAUCCGCAAAGAGGUGUUCUACCCCAAGGACAACUUCAACCACCCCCUGCUGCUGGACCUCAUUUUCAGACAGAUCUUCAACGACACGCUGUCCGACACCUGCGUCCGCAUCAGCCCAGAGGAGCGCCAGCGCAUGAGGUCACUCUUCGCGGCCAACAAGCUGGACUCCUUCAGCCCCGUCGCCGAUGAAAGUGUCAAGAAGGAGAUCGUCAGAAUGGCCCGGGACAGCUGGGAGGUCUACUUCUCCCGCCUCUUCCCUGCCACGGGCAGCGUGGGGACCGGGGUGCAGAUCCUAGCCGUGUCCCACACAGGCAUUAAGCUGCUGAGGCUGAUCAAGGGCACCAACAUGCCUGGGGAGCAGCUGCGGGUGCUGCGGACAUAUAGCUAUGCCGACGUCCUGUUCGUGACCAUGCCCUCGAGAAAUAUGCUGGAGUUCAACCUGAUCAGCGAGAAGCUCAUCCUCUUCUCCCCCAAGGCUGCCCAGGUGAAGGCCAUGAUUGACUACUUCAUCACUGAGAUCAAGAAGGACUCUCAGUACGUGGUCGCCGUGAAGAACCACGUUGCAAUGGACAGCAGCCAGCUGAGUUUCCACAAGGGCGACAUCGUCCACCUGCAGCCGCUGGAACACCCCAAGAAAGACUAUUAUUACGGCUACGUGGUGCGCAAGAAGCUGAUGUACCUGGAGGAGCUGAAGCGUGGCACCCCGGAUUUCGGGUGGAAGUUCGGUGCCAUCCAUGGCCGCUCAGGGCUCUUCCCCAUGGACUACGUCCAGCCUGUGGCAGCCCCGGACUUCGUGCACCUACCGGCCGACAAGAAGGAAGAACCCAAGAACAAACGGGGCAAGGUGGCAGCCUCCGCGGCUGUGGCUGCGGCUGUGGCCUCAACUGCCAUGGCCCGGGAGCUGGACAGGAAGGGUGAGGACACCCCCACGGGCAGCGACAGUGCAGAUAAAGCAGCAGAGGCCAGUGGCGAGCUUCCCAGGGACGGUGCCCUGCCGGCGGGGCCAUCCACUAUGAUGGACUUUGCCAGGAAGUAUUUCCGCGGUGCCCAGAAGCCGACGUCGGACUCCUUCAAACAGAAAUCCAAGAAGGGACGGGACGUGCCAGGCAUGGCAGAGAAGCUCAAGUUCACCAAGUCGCCCAUCCAGGAGUCGCUGAUCGAGUUCACCGACAGCAGCAUGAGCAAGAUGGCAGUCGAGGCCUUCCAAGCCGUGAUGAAGUUCAUGGGUGACCACCCUCUCAAGGGACAGACAGAGCUGGACAUUGUCUGUGUCAUCUUGAAGAUGUGUGGUGACCACGAGGCGCUGAGGGAUGAAGUCUACUGCCAGGUCAUCCGCCAGGUCACCGGCAACGCCAGCUCCAAGACGGACAGCUCGCAGAAGGGCUGGAGGCUGCUCUACAUCCUCACUGCCUACUACAAGUGCUCCGAGGUCUUCAGGCCGCACCUGCUGUCCUUCCUGCAGGAGGUCUGCAGCAGCCCUGGUCUGCACUUCCAAGGGAUCGCCAAGGCUUGUGAGCAGAACCUCAAGAAGACCUUCCAGUGCGGCGGCCGGACCAGGUUUCCCAGCAGCAUGGAGCUCAAAGCCAUGGUGGCCGGAAGGAGUGCGAAACGACAGCUGUUCCUCCUGCCUGGUGGCAUCGAGAAGCACCUGAAGAUCAAAACCUGUUCGGUUGCGCUGGAUGCGGUCGAGGAGCUGUGUGAUGAGAUGGGGCUGCACCGGCCUGAGGCUUUUGAUGAGUACAUCAUCUUCGUGGUCUCCAGCAGGGGUCAGAACGUGCGCCCCCUGAGCCGCAGGGAGUACAUCCUGGACGUGGCCACGGAGAUGGAGCGCGUGGACCCCAACUACACCUUCUGGUGCCGCCGCGUCAUCUGGAUGCAGCCGCUCAAGUUUGACAACGAGCUGUACGUCACCGCGCACUACAACCAGGUCCUCCCUGACUACCUCAAGGGGCUCUUCAAUGUGUUUCCUCCUGUGAAGCCCAGUGACCAGCAGCUCCAGCAGAUCGCCAAGCUGGCAGCCCUGCAGCACCGGGCCAAGGACAGCCUGUAUCUGCCCACCGUCCGGGAGGCACAGGACUACAUCCCGCCGCAGUUCUGCCGCAUGCAGCACAUCCAGUCCUGGUUCAACAUGGUGAUGCAGCACAUGCAGCAGGUCCAGGCUCUCAGCGCCCACCAGGCGAGAGCCCAGUUCCUAGGGCUCGUGAGCGCCUUCCCCAUGUUCGGCUCAUCCUUCUUCUACAUUCAGAGCUGCAGCAACACCACCAUCGCCUCACCCUGCAUCCUGGCCGUCAACCAGAACGGCCUCAACUUCCUCAACAAGGAGACCCACGAGCUGAUGGUGAUGUUCUCGCUGAAGGAGGUCCAGUCCGCGAGGACACAGCAGCCCUCAGCCGGCUCCAGCUACCCCUACGUGGAGCUCACGCUGGGAGACGUGAUGUCACAGAGUGUCACGCAGCUGCAGCUUGACCAGGGCCUGGAGCUGUGCCGCGUGAUCGCCACGCACAUGGAAAGCUUGCUGUUCGCUCGUGAGAAAAGGCUCACCCUGCCGCCUAGCGAGAUCACGCUGCUCUGAACACGCGUGGCCUGCCCCAUCCCAGCCGCACCAGCCAAAGCCGCCGUGGGGCUACGGAGAUGUCUCUGCCUCCUGGCAGGGGCACAGCACAGACCUGGCGAUACCAGCUCUUGGCUGGUUCCAGUCAGCAGACGCAGCUGGUUCCAGUGAGGCUGGGCUGGUCCGUUCCCCGUGAGGACACAGCCUGGUGGCGUUGGGUCAGAGAGGGUGGGAAAGCAAAACAGACAGGAGGAGUUAAGGAGGUGGAGGAGGAAGCAGAGGAACACCAAUGCCUUAAUUAGGAUAAGGAUGCCCUCACAGACCUCCCUUGCAGUGGGGUCCUAGGACCAGGAGCAGAGACUGUUUAUUAGUGACUUAACCAGGGAUCAUCCAGGAGCAGGCUGUGCCCGCCGGGAUGGCCGCUACCCAGUUUCUACGGACCGUAGGCCUCCCACCUUUCGUACUCGUACCCACCUCUGCUACCGUGCCUGUCCUGUCCCUGAAUCAUUAUUUUUGUAACUGGACUUGGCACUGGGGCAGCUCUCGCCUGCUCAGCCCCACUCCUGGUUUUGUAAUGUUUUGCACUUGAGGUCACGCUGAGAUUUUUUGUUUUUAAUUGAUGCAAAAUUAAACCUCCCUCGGAAGCCCAAA
Alligator mississippiensis (American alligator) is the source of this 11475-nucleotide messenger RNA. RefSeq names its product myosin XVA (gene MYO15A). Gene Ontology annotation, cellular component: myosin complex; cytoskeleton. The transcript has 65 exons. The record is from RefSeq and is a predicted model, not a curated record. Gene Ontology annotation, molecular function: protein binding; cytoskeletal motor activity; ATP binding. NCBI's taxonomy places the organism in Eukaryota, Metazoa, Chordata, Crocodylia, Alligatoridae. Bases 1 to 10845 code for a protein of 3614 amino acids.